Messenger RNA from Neofelis nebulosa (Clouded leopard), 2328 nucleotides. RefSeq names its product IgGFc-binding protein-like. Lineage: Eukaryota; Metazoa; Chordata; Mammalia; Carnivora; Felidae. The record is from RefSeq and is a predicted model, not a curated record. The coding region runs from base 1 to 1827 and encodes 608 amino acids. The transcript is spliced from 4 exons.
AUGCAGGUGAACCAGCAGCGGCUUAGGCUGCCAGUGACGCUGCUCCACGGGAGGCUGCGGUUGUAUUUCCGUAGCUCAGAACUAUGGGCAGAGGCAGGUCUGGAGCAAGAGCCACCCGCACUGCGCCUAGUGUACGACUGGCAGCACGCCCUGUCUCUGCAAGUAACCGACGGCUACCGUGCACACGUGGUGGGCUUGUGCGGCAACUUCAACAGUGACCCAAUCGAUGAUGUGGGCGGUCCAGACCUGCGCGCCUUCUUGCGCACUUGGACCCUGCAGCCGCCUGAUGACCCGUGCCACUCCCUCUGGGCUGCUCCCUGCACCAAGCCGUCGUCCCCACCGAAGACCCCGGGGCCCUGUGCCAUCCUGACAGCUCUGAACGGGCCCUUUAGCCAUUGCCACCAUGUGCUGAGGCCUGCACCCUUCGAGAUCAGCUGCAGUGCUUGGAUCUGCCCCUUCUCCAACAACCGACCUCCUCUUUGCUUGAUGCUCCAGGUCUACGCACAUGCGUGUCAGCGCCUAGGUGUCAGCAUCAACUCCUGGAGAUCCCAGACUGGCUGCCCUAUCAAGUGCCCCCAAAACAGCCAUUAUGAGUUAUGUGGCUCCUCCUGCCCAGAGACAUGCUUGGGGCCCUUGGGAGCGUCCUGCCCACUGCCCUGCGGGGAGACGUGCACCUGCAAUGCUGGCUAUGUUCGCAGCGGCCCAGCCUGUGUCCUCCAGCGCCCAGGGCCUGGUGGCUGUGGCUGCGUGCACCAGGGACGUCUGCUGGCACCAGGCGAGGCUUUAUGGGAGGGUGUGGGCUGCACUCGCCGCCACUGCCUCUGCCCAGCCUUAGGAGGGAGCGUGAUCUGCACUGAGACGGGGUGCAGGCCACAUGAGCGCUGCGUUCUGUCACACAACCUGCGCACGUGUGUGCCCUCGAGCAUGGCCACAUGCGUGGUGGCUGGCAGAGGCCACUACAUCACCUUUGAUGGGCGCCAUUUUCGCUUCCCUGGCUCUUGCGUGUACCUGCUGAGCGGCCUCAGUUCUUCAGCGCCACAGGAGCUCGCUGACUUCCGUGUGCUCCUGGGCACCAGUCCUGAUGGUGUCCCAAAUAGCCUCGAAGUACACGUGUCUGGAUUCCAUCUGAGGCUGGACCCCAAGGAACCCGGUCGUGUCCUGGUGAAUGGUGACUGGCAGAAUCUACCAUUCCAGGCUCUGAGCAACAAUACACUCAUCUUUCGCCAUGGCUGGGACACUGUGGUCAGCUGCCCCUUUGGCCUGCGUGUGACCUAUGCCCCUGGGAUCCGCGUAGUACUGGAUCUUCCAGCAGCAUAUCGGGGCCGUGUGGUGGGGCUGUGCGCUGACUAUAAUGGGGACCCCAUGAAUGACCUCCAGGUGCCUGGAGUCGUGCUGGGCACCAAGCUGCCUGAGGAUGCAAUGGCCUGGGCCUUUGGCCAUAGAUAUUUGGUGGGUUCCUCGACUGGGUGCCUGGAUGCUGCUGACAACAUGCCGCCACUGCCACCAUCUUGUGUCACUCUGCCAACCACCAGCAGCCCAACCCACUUUGCCCACCCUUGUGACAUCCUUUUGGACCCUCUGGGGCCCUUCCAGCUGUGCCAUGAGAUGCUGGCACCAAGCCCCUAUGUCCAAGAUUGCAUGGUGGAUGUAUGCCUGGGCACUGGACCCUGCCCCAUGCUCAGCCUCUACUGUGAAACCUGCCAGCUGCUGGGUGGCCAAGUCUUCCAAUGGCGGAAUUCAAGCCUGUGCAGUGAGUGCCUAGGGAUUCAGUCUAGCGUCUCUCUCCAUCUUUGCUCGUCUGGGGAACCUGGCCCCACUCUUGACUGAGAUGUGGCUCCUUGGCUGUUGCUCAUCCCAGAGUGCCAGCUCCUCCCUGCACAGUGUAUCCCUGAGACCCUGUACUUCCCACUGCACCAGCCUUCAGCCAUCCCUCCACUCCCCACCAGACCCUCAACCUUUGCCCAUGCUAAAGUGGCAGGUGUAUUCUGAUUUAAGUCCAGCCCCCCAGCUCUUAUCCUUCCCUUUUCUCAGCCCUGAUUACGGCCCAACCCUUCAGCUCUUACCUCUCAGGGACUCAGACCUGUUCAUGGUCCAGCCCCUAAGCUCUUACCCGUCCCAAACCCUAGAGAUUAGCUAUGCCUCAUCAGAGGCAUGGUUAACCACCGCAUCCUUAGCUAUCUGAAGGUACCUGCAGCUCUGCCCAGGUAGAGCUUUGCCCCGGCAGGGCCCCAGAUACCCCAUCCUAGCCCCAGAGUUAGGGAGUGAGAGUCCCAACAGCCACAGACCGCAAAGUAACCUUCCAUUCCUACUGGUUCCGCAGGCCCGCUG